CACUCUUUUCCUCCGCAGAGUGUUGUCGGCCGAAAGAGUGGCGCCACCAUGUCACAGUCGUCUUCGAGCGGCCUGUCCAGCAGUGGCCGCGACCUGGAUGGAUACAUCGAGUCGCUGCGCUACCCCUUUUGCCAUGACGUCUCCAAGUACGAGCGCAUGGCUAAGAUCGGCCAGGGCACCUUCGGCGAGGUGUUCAAGGCGCGCCUGAAGACGGACCGUUCCAAGAUCGUGGCGCUGAAGAAGGUGCUCAUGGAGAACGAGAAGGAGGGCUUUCCGAUCACCGCGCUGCGCGAGAUCCGCAUCUUGCAGCUGCUUAAGAAUGAGAACGUGGUGGCCCUGCUCGAGAUCUGCCGCGGCCCGGCUAACGCCGCCAACAAGUUCCGCUCCACCUUCUAUCUGGUGUUCGAGUUCUGCGAGCACGAUCUGGCCGGUCUCCUGUCCAAUAUCAACGUCAAGUUCAACCUGGGCGAAAUCAAGAAGGUAAUGCAGCAGCUGCUCAAUGGGCUCUACUACAUCCACCUCAACAACAUCCUGCACCGCGACAUGAAGGCGGCCAACGUGCUCAUCACCAAGAACGGCGUGCUCAAGCUGGCCGACUUUGGGCUGGCGCGCGCUUUCAGCAAGAUCUCGGGCACGCGCAACCGCUACACCAACCGGGUGGUGACGCUGUGGUACCGGCCGCCCGAGCUGUUGCUAGGUGAGCGCAACUAUGGGCCGCCGGUGGACGUCUGGGGCGCCGGCUGCAUCAUGGCCGAGAUGUGGACGCGCUCGCCCAUCAUGCAGGGCAGCUCGGAGCAGCACCAGCUGACGCUGAUCUCGCAGCUGUGCGGCGCCAUCUGCCCCGAGGUCUGGCCCGGCGUGGAGGAGCUCGAGCUCUACACCAAGAUCCAACUGCCCAAGCAGCAGAAGCGGCGGGUGAAGGAACGGCUCAAGCCGUACGUGCGCGACGCCUACGCCUGCGACCUGCUCGACCGCAUGCUGACACUGGACCCGGCCAAGCGGAUCGACUCGGACACGGCGCUGAACCACGACUUCUUCUGGACCGACCCGAUGCCCACCGACCUGGGCCGCAUGCUGGAGCAGCACAAGCAGAGCAUGUUCGAGUUCCUGGCGCCGCCGCGGCGCGGCAUGCCGGCCCGGCCCGUGCAGCAGCAGCCGGCGCAGCGCUCGGCCGUCGACAACAUCUCCAGCUACCAGGACCGCGUGUUCUGACCGUGCGCCCCGUCGUGCCGCGGCCGGCGGGCUGGCGCGCAGGGCUGACGGCGCCUAGUGGAAGUGAGGAGGCCGGCGCCGCGGGUGUCGAGCUCCGAGGUCGGCUGUGAUGCGGCUGCGGAAGCGCAGCGUGCCGGUGUUGUGCGGUUGGUUAUGUCAUUUUGUACGCGCUGAAGCGUAUCGCCAGUGAUCUGUCAGCAGUUGUGCUCUGUUUGUGACAUACGUGUAGCAGUCGGGUUGCACUUCGCGUAAGCGCGCUCGCAUUUAAAUGGGUGAAACACCCCGGCCAAAUCCGGUUCAAUAUAGUGGGGCCAGGCCUCAGAGAGGCACGUUAA
Molecule: messenger RNA, 1547 nt
Organism: Pollicipes pollicipes
Lineage: Eukaryota; Metazoa; Arthropoda; Thecostraca; Pollicipedomorpha; Pollicipedidae
Product: cyclin-dependent kinase 9-like
Biological process (GO): protein phosphorylation
Cellular component (GO): nucleus
Molecular function (GO): ATP binding; RNA polymerase II CTD heptapeptide repeat kinase activity; cyclin-dependent protein serine/threonine kinase activity
Source: RefSeq, a predicted model, not a curated record